CAUGCGCUUCGAGGGGGGCGUGGCUACGUAAAGCAACACCUCAUUGGCCAUGAAUGCAAGUUGCACUGCAAAGAAGAACCACCAACGCUGAUUAAUUGUGUAUUCUACUUCCGCAAACACACAAACAACCACCAAGGCCAAAGCCCCCGGUCAAAAGGUCUUCCAUAGCAGAAUAUUUCCUACAUUUGCAGUAUUUAAUUGGUUUCUGAACACAUCUUGUAAUUGGUGGAUCGAGCUCUCAAGGUCAUCACCAUGGAAACAGAAGAUAUCGACAAAGUCUACAAGGGCCUCUACGCUGAGAAGGCCAUGCCCUUCCGGCAUUUCAUGCUAGGAUACGACGGCGGUCUGGACCCCGUGACCCUACAAAGUGCAGGCAUUGAUUUUGUGGAUAUCAAAUACAAGAUGCUUGAAAAAGGCACCAAGGUCUACACCUUGAAUCCUGGGAACGCUGAACCAAUCUGUGUGUAUUCGUUGAACCUUGCGACACUCCAAACUAUUUUGGCCGAGAGCUCCUCAAAUAGUGAAGAUUCAUGUGAUGGCAUGGCACGUGUCGGUGUCUAUGAGCUGACAACAGAUUAUGUCUACACCAUGCAGAUUCGCGAAGACAUUGCUAUUGAGCUCUGCAUGAUGUGGACAAAGUCCAAGAACAAGGAUGAGGUGCAGGAAGAGACGGAUGCCAAGGACUAUCGAAAGCUGCUCCAAAGCAGGAAUCCAAACUUUAAGAAUUUCUUGGACCUAUGCUUCACGAAGCAUUACUGUCCCCAAAAUAUUCAGGCAGUUGUGUACACAAGGCAGAGCAGUACGUAUGGAGUUCUCGCCACGGCUAGAGCCGUCGGUGAUGACUUCAUCAACAAUCGGACGAUGGUUCAAGAAGUGGUCCUUCCGAAGAGCUCAAUCAGCAAGCUAACGGUGGAUCGGGAGGGGUACCUGAGACUUGGUGCUUCCACCAGGGAACCAACCGACGUCGCGGUUGACAGUGUAUACGCAGAGGUGAAAGAGAAUGAGGUGUUUGAAGACAAGUUGAAUGCAGCAGAGGUGGUGCCGUCCUACGACGACAACUUACCGACUGCUGAGGAGUAUAACGACUACAAGCCCGGAGAUCAAUCGCUUGACUAUGAAGCCAUCGACAUCAGACCGUUGCCACAGGCAGCGUCUCCCGUCUCGAGCCCUCGACCCGAUCAGCCACCGCCGGCUCCUCCCGGUGCAGAGCCCGUUUACGGUAUCAUCGAUAAGUCCACCAAGAAACCUAAAGGCCGUUCGAAGAGCUUUGAUCAGCCCGACACCCCGGGGACGCCGACGGGGAACAAGCCGCCACGCCCGCCCCCGUUAGACACCAUGCCGAAUAGCGAUGGGGAAUCCCCUGCUCAGAGCACCCCGAGUCAUAGGCCAUCACGACCGUCUGCUCCGCCGAGGGUCCAACGCAGUAAGACGCAGGAUGCAGGAAUGGGUAGCUCAGGGAACGUAUCCUUAGAUGGGAAAGACGAUUCCGUCGUAGCUCCGCCUCGCAGCAGUGUAAAGGCCAAAGGUCACCUGAAAUCUGAAACCAGUACGCGUUUUUGAUGUGAGUAAUAACAUGUGUGUUGUUGCAUAGAUCUGUAAAGACCACCUUAUCCCAUAUUUUCUCCUAUUCAAAAGAAAUUAGACCAAGAUCUUAGAAAACGUAUAAAUGGACCAGUUGACUAAUUUUAUGCAUCCAGAAUGAAGAAAGUUUUCACUUGCCAACUCAAAAGUGUACCAGUGGCUUGCCAGAUAUAGCAACGACUAAUGUACAUGAGGUGGAUUCAAUCUACAGAGAUGACUUCAUUAAUGUACACUGUAUCUGGUACGUAACCAGAUGUUCUGGAGAGAAGCAUGCAUAUUGUUUAGUACAUGAGUAAACAGGGCCCUACAUGUAUCUUUAAUAUAAAGAGUUGGGAUUGAUCAAAGUCAAUCGCAAGUCUUCCCGUCAAACGAGAGAUUGCAGUCUUCGAUCUCUCAUGUUCAUAGUUGGAAUUGAUAUCAAUCCUAAAUAAUUUGAGAAAGAAAUCCCAAAUAAGUUGCAAUUAAUAUCAACUCUUUAUAAGUUGGGGCCCUAGGGGGUGUUUCACAAAGAUCCUAAGUAUAAUGCACCUUUAAAGUACACAACCUUUUUUUAAUUCAAUGAUGACCAGGGUAAUAUUUUAAAUCCUGUAUAUGAACUUUAAUAAUAACUAGCAAUUAAGGCACAAGUCUUGUUUUAAUGUGGUUAUAAUAUAUUUAUCUAUGAACAUGUACAUACAUGCAAUCACAAUCAAUUUGAUAUCUCUCAAAAGGGAAGUUUGCUUUCAGGCAUUUUUUAUUUGUUUGGCCUUAUGUUUUGAUGCUGGUAUGAAGGUACAGGUACAUACAUGUAUGAAGGUACUUUACAGUAAUAUUCCAUGUUGAAGUGUCUUGGUCUAGUGGAUAAGUCUCCAGACUGUGAACCACAAUUAAGACACGGGUUUCCGUCAAAUUCCGCUGCAGCACUAAUGUCCAUACCAUAGGUAAGACAUUCAUUUUCGAGCCAGGUGAAAUACAGUGUAGUGGAUACCUGGUAGGACUCAUUCCUUGAAUGCACUGAGCGGCACGGUUGCUGGAGCUAAAGCAAGGAUAAUAAUUCCAAAGUCCUUUAUGCUAAUUUCACACCGACGCCGAAUUGAUGGCGAAUAAAAUCUGCGAGCAAAGCGGCGGCAAAGCGUAACAAAGCUUAAUUAAAGCGUAAAGACCGUAAUAGAGCGUGAGAAAGCUUUGAGCAAUUCGGGACAUUCGGCAAGAGCGCCAAAAUUUUUUAAACUGUUUAAAAAUUUUAGGCGAUCUGUCACGAAUUGCGUAAAGCGGGGAGAGCGUAUUAAAGUUUAUCAAAGCAUCACAAAGCUUAUCAAAGUUUUGCUCAAAGCGUAGGAAAGCUUAACAGAGUUUAACAGAGCUUGGUUCAAAGCGGUGACCCCACUUUGUACGCUCUGCAACCAAUUGACACGCUUCAGAGCUUAUCAGAGCAUAACAUAUCUGAGGAGAUCGUGAGAUUUUUUGAAAAGUAAACAAAAAUGACGCUGAAUUGAUCGCCGAUUUAAAGCGCGACAUUCGGCGUCGGUGUGAACUGUGCAUUAGAAGAGUAUCUACAUAGGCGUCAUGUCAUAAUGUGAUAGCGCUAUUAAAACAAGAACGACGUAUUGUUAUUAUAAUGUAAACUUUGUUCAUAUACCUCUACAUGUACAUGCAUGUUUGAUCUUCCUCAAUAUUGCUAUCAAAUAGUAUCUCUUGUUCUGCAAACAUGAAUUCUGUCUUUGCAAACAGUAAUGUUAGAUUAAAUUCUUUAGAAGGGGAUUUGAUCUCUUUAUCUUA
This is a messenger RNA of Strongylocentrotus purpuratus (purple sea urchin), 3339 nucleotides long. RefSeq lists its product as uncharacterized. The transcript has 2 exons. The coding region runs from base 253 to 1560 and encodes 435 amino acids. Lineage: Eukaryota; Metazoa; Echinodermata; Echinoidea; Camarodonta; Strongylocentrotidae. The record is from RefSeq and is a predicted model, not a curated record.